CGGCACAGAAGGCGCUGCCCACCCCUCGGAGCCGAGCCGCGCGCAGAGGCUACAAGUGCUGCGGUCGGUGAUGGGGAUGCUUUCCCGAGGAGCCGCGCAGAGACAAGCGCGCGGUGCUCGAACCUCACAGGGUGGCUAAGGCAGGAGGAAACCUGCCUUCUCAUUUGAGGGAUCCUGUCACUGAAAUGUGUGAGUCCUUGGAUAAAUUUGGCUUGGUGACGGCAAUGCUUUCUUCAGAGACACUGUCACUUCCUCCGUGCUCCUUUCCUACCCUGACAUAAGUUUCUCAGUGUUAAUCCCUGUGAUAAGUCAGAGGAUUUGCCCUUUUCGCACUUUCCUGCCACUAGGUAUCUGCUCCUUUCUCUUACCUCUUUUAGGAGGAACUGGAGCUAAAGUGUCAAAACCUGUGGCUACAAAGGAGAUGAGGGCCUCAGGAGCAGUACUCCUGGUGAUGCAGCCUUAGCUCCUGUUGGGUUCUUAUCUAACUGUCUAGCUAUUGGCAGACUUUCCAGAAGCUGCUGUCUGAUUAGCUCUGAUGGAGCUCCACUACCUUGCUAAGAAGAGCAGCCAGGCAGCCCUGUGUGAUGCUGUGGACUGGAGUGCAGGAGGACCUCCCAGUGACGAGGCAGAUGCAGCAGUCACCAAAGCUGCUCUCUGCUGCCAGAAACACUGUACGUCAAUACAAAAAGCCCUAGAGAUGGAAAGGUCUAACCUUAGCCCUUCUCCAGCAUCCCCUUCCUCCUCUCUGCAAGACAAUGUUAUUCAGACAGAUUCCUUGCCACAGGGCCAUCUCAACUCAGGGAACAACCAAAUAACAUCAGAACGGAAAAUCUGCAACUGCUGUAGCCAGGAAUUAGAAACCUCUUUUACCUACGUGGAUGAGAAUGUCAACCUGGAUCAAAGGAACCGGAGCUCCCCUUCAGCAAAAGGGAGUAAUCACCUGGGAGACCUUGGCUGGGGAAAUUCAAAUGAGUGGUCCCAUGAGGCUGCCAUAUCCUUGAUAUCUGAAGAUGAAGAUGAUACAAGUUCAGAAGCUACAUCUUCAGGGAAGUCAGUAGACUAUGGUUUCAUCAGUGCCAUCUUGUUCUUGGUCACUGGCAUCUUGCUGGUGAUCAUCUCUUACAUUGUACCCCGGGAUGUGACUGUGGAUCCCAACACCGUGGCAGCCCGGGAGAUGGAACGCCUGGAGAAGGAGAGUGCGAGGCUGGGGGCUCACCUGGACCGCUGUGUGAUUGCUGGACUCUGUCUGCUUACGCUUGGGGGGGUCGUUCUGUCCUGUUUGCUAAUGAUGUCCAUGUGGAAGGGAGAGCUCUAUCGUCGUGACAGGUUUGCCUCUUCCAAAGAGUCUGCGAAACUCUAUGGUUCCUUCAGCUUCAGGAUGAAAACUAGCAGUAAUGAAAACACCCUGGAACUGUCCUUGGUAGAGGAAGAUGCUCUCGCUGUACAGAGUUAAUUCUGGUUGUGAAUUUCUUAAAGAGUCUGCUUUGGCAGUUUAUAUGAACAAAGCAAAGCAAAGGAAAACAAAACACAACAUAUUUCUUAAAAUUAACAGUGCAAUUUAUUUGCCUGGCAAGAAAAGUUUAUUUCCCAAACCAGCCAAUACGUGUUUUUGUUCUCUACGUAUUUUUUCUUUAGAAGAAAAGCCAUGUAAGAUGCAUUAAGAAACCACAACCAGCUACACCAGUCCUUCUAAAGAGCUGAGAUUAAUUAAUCUGUAAUGGCCAUCAGCUUCUACUUCUAUAGCAAAAUAUUUCUAACAGUCCAGUGUAUAAAUGAUUUCUUUUACAUGAUUUGGGAUAUUAUUUUUUGGACACUAGUAGGAUGAAUUAGUAACCUAUUUUGUGAAAAAGAACAUAAACUAAUCACAUAAUGAGGCUUACAUUUAAUUCUCAAAGGUGCUUAUCUAUUUUCUUGCUAAAUUUAUUUUUCCUGUAAUUUGGCUAUACACUAAAAUAUAGGGGUUUGAAUUUGAAUGUUUUCAAAGCUUGAGGAUGCUGAUUAUUAAGAAAAUUAAAAACAUAUGUUAUAUUCAAAAUUAUUCCUGUACUCAGAAGUGGUAACUAAGUCAUUAGAAUAAACUUUCUAGUAAAAUAAAAUAUAAAUCAUUACAAGACCGAUCUGAAUUUGACCCAGAAUGGCAGUACCAAGUUAGCCAGUGUCACAUGCCUGCUUUCUAGAUAAUCGCUGAUAAAAAUUUCAUUUUCUUUUUGUGAUUUGGCCAUCAUACCAGUUACCUGUUCUUUUGAAAUCUUUCCUGGUUCUCACGCCAGAGAGGCAAAACAAGACGUUUUUAUUUCUAUUUCCAGAUAUCUAAUAUCUAGGCAUUUUGAAUCAUGACUGGCUCAGGCACACUCCCAGCUGACGUUUUGUUGUUGUUGUUUGGAGAAGAUCUCCAACGCAAGAGCAGCUAGACCCUUGGGGGCUGUGCCUAGAAACCUGUAUCACUUGCUAUAGGCCAAGCAACGAGUCAUUGCCCCAGGAUGGCAGCAGUCUUUAAGAUUACAGCCAAAAAAUUAAAGUGAGAAGAGAGAAAGAUUAAACACACUGAUUCAGCGGGAACUGCACUCCUCACCAGAACUCACCUCCUCCUAAAACUGUUCUACGCAUCAUUCUGAUCACCUUAUAUCUAGACCCUCAAUAACUGUGAGAUCUUGCCUCAUCAAUUCGAAGCAUGGUGAGCAAAACAGUAAACACUUUGCAAAACACACACUUAACAUCCCCACUAACUCAGUGUCUCAGGAUGGUUGUGGUUCAAGAAGAGGGUGGGGAAUUCAGCCAAAGAAAUAUCUUGCAUUUUGCAACUAUUACUUGAGGUGUUUCCAACCUCCCACUGUUACCAGGAUCAGUGGGGUCAUUCUUAAAGAGAAUUGAAGCUGGGAAUUUGGGUGAGAUGGCAGGGAUGGGGAAGUGAGAAAGUGAUUUCUUUAUAGAUUCUAAAACCUAAUUCCAAUGUCUGGAGCUUUUGUUACUGAGGACUGUGGAAUAUGUGGGUGACUGGCUGGCAGAGUGUGUGUCAGGAUAUUUAUGUGAACGAGCUCUUGCAGGUGUCAGAGACUGAUUUGAUGAGUUAGGGACACUCAUGUUACUAAGGGUUAAGGUGAAAUGCAAAAAGAGAGGAUCAAAGGAUGAUAAAAAUAGCGAGGACAGGUAUGUGAAAGAAUUAUUAGGUAGAAAUGAGAAAUUAUAUGGACAUCAGAGGAAGCUAAGUGUAGCUGGAUUACCUUACCCUAUAUAACAGACUGUUGUUGAUUUGGAAAUAACUGGGACAAUAUAAACACGAUUUUUGUUUUCUAUUGCUGGUUCUUUGUGUUUUUUGAAGAAACUUUUUGUUUUACCGUGACUAUCAUGUGUUGAGGCUGGCUUACUAGCAGUACAAAUUUCUAUUCUGAAGGUUUAUAAAUUGUCAGAUUCUAGCCUGUUUGAGGAUCCACUUUGCAUGAUGUUGAGGCAAUAGGGGAUGAUCUCCUUGGCUGAGUGAGUAGGUUUUGAGUUGUGUGGUUUUUUAAAAAAACACAUGUUUAUUCAUAGAAGCUAAAUGGCAUAAGCUGAGUUUUGUUUUUAUUUAUUGGUGAAACAGGAUUAAUUAGUCAAAUUGCAGACUAAACAAUUAGUGUGUAGUUUGAUUUUCAUCUUAGAAAGAAAGACAAAUUUGAGAAUCAAGUGUUAGGGAGUUUUCUUAGGUCUGUAAAACUGCUGAUAAAGGAGAAAAAGCCAAAGCUUUUCAUUUGGAAGCAUUUAAUGAAUCUGGCAGUGCUACCAAAUUACAUAUAGUUCUAA
Messenger RNA from Vicugna pacos (alpaca), 3777 nucleotides. RefSeq names its product transmembrane protein 74 (gene TMEM74). NCBI's taxonomy places the organism in Eukaryota, Metazoa, Chordata, Mammalia, Artiodactyla, Camelidae. The record is from RefSeq and is a predicted model, not a curated record.